This is a messenger RNA of Eimeria necatrix, 327 nucleotides long. RefSeq lists its product as hypothetical. Lineage: Eukaryota; Apicomplexa; Conoidasida; Eucoccidiorida; Eimeriidae. The record is from RefSeq and is a predicted model, not a curated record. The coding region runs from base 1 to 327 and encodes 108 amino acids. The transcript is spliced from 2 exons.
AUGGACGCUAUUUUGAUGAGUCACAAGGGACGAGUAGAACCCGAAAAGCCUCUUUUUGCUGUGAAGAGGGCAGAAGUGGCCCCUUCUAGGCUGCCGAGCGAGGGCAUGCUAUUUUGCGCCCAAGGCGGCGGAUUUGUUUCAACUAGUGAGAAACUGCAUUCUGCUUUCGCUGAAUAUGAUGCAAAAGAAGAACGACAUGCAACCGCGGAGCAGCGGUCUCGUGCAGUUGCUUUCGGGGGAGAAGACUCGGACACUGACAGCGAUCAUGAGGAGUGCACAGACGAAGAGGCAGAGGAGUUGGUGAAGUUUAUGUCGGGCGUCGUGUAA